AAACUAAAGCUGCUGAUGCUCCGAGAACCUCCGCAAGGGGGGGAGGGGGUGGUGGAACAGGGGGAGGAGGAGGAAAACGAGGAGGUCGUAAGGAGGACUCUCACUGGUACAGUCGUCUGCAGAAGGGGGACGUUCCCUGGGAUGAUAAAGAGUUUCGUAUGUACUUCCUGAGCGGAGCUGCGUUCUGGACGACCGUUACAUAUUAUUUCUUAUUCAGGGAUGGAGGUCGAGAGGUCACCUGGAAGGACUUUGUCAACAACUACCUGUCUAAAGGAGCGGUGGAGCGUCUGGAAGUUGUCAACAAACGUUACGUCAAAGUGAUUUUCUCUACGGGGAAGACGCCUGCGGACGGAUACAUCUGGUUCAAUAUCGGCAGCGUGGACACAUUUGAACGGAACCUGGAGACGGUGCAGUACGAGCUCGGCAUUGAGGGAGAGAACCGCCUGCCAGUGGUUUAUUCCACAGAGAGCGACGGCACGUUUCUGCUAAGCAUGCUCCCGACGGUGCUUAUCAUUGGCUUCCUGCUGUUCAUGCUGCGGCGGGGUCCGGCGGGGGCUGGGCGUCCCGGCCGGGGGAUGGGUGGACUCUUCAGCGUCAGCGAGACGACGGCGAAGAUCCUGAAAGACGAGAUCGACGUGAAGUUCAAAGACGUGGCAGGCUGCGAGGAGGCUAAGCUUGAGAUUAUGGAGUUUGUCAACUUCCUGAAGAACCCGAAACAGUACCAGGACCUGGGGGCCAAGAUCCCGAAGGGCGCCAUCUUGACGGGUCCUCCAGGAACAGGAAAGACUCUUCUGGCCAAAGCGACGGCUGGCGAGGCCAACGUCCCAUUCAUUACUGUCAAUGGCUCUGAGUUCCUGGAGAUGUUUGUGGGCGUCGGUCCAGCGAGAGUGAGGGAUCUAUUUGUCAUGGCAAGGAAGAACGCCCCCUGCAUCCUCUUCAUCGAUGAGAUUGACGCUGUGGGCCGAAAACGUGGACGAGGAAACCUUGGAGGACAGAGUGAGCAGGAAAACACUCUGAACCAGCUGCUGGUGGAGAUGGAUGGUUUCAACACAGCGACCAACGUGGUGGUUCUGGCAGGAACCAACAGACCCGACAUCCUGGACCCGGCUCUGAUGAGACCCGGACGCUUUGACAGGCAGAUCUACAUCGGUCCUCCUGAUAUUAAAGGUCGAGCCUCCAUCUUUAAAGUUCACCUGCGUCCUCUGAAGCUGGAGACAAACAUGGACAAAGAUGCUCUGGCUAAGAAGAUGGCCGCCCUCACGCCUGGAUUCUCAGGUGCUGACAUUGCCAACGUCUGCAACGAGGCGGCUCUGAUCGCCGCUCGCCACCUUUCAGACGCCAUUAACCAGAAACACUUUGAACAGGCCAUCGAGAGAGUCAUCGGAGGUCUGGAGAAGAAGACUCAGGUGCUGCAGCCGGAGGAGAAGAAGACGGUGGCGUAUCAUGAAGCCGGUCACGCCGUCGCUGGAUGGUUCCUGGAACAUGCCGACCCACUGCUUAAGGUGUCCAUCAUCCCCAGAGGGCGGGGCCUGGGUUAUGCUCAGUACCUGCCUAAAGAGCAGUACCUGUACACCAGAGAGCAGCUGCUCGACAGGAUGUGUAUGACUCUGGGAGGACGAGUCUCCGAAGAGAUCUUCUUUGGACGGAUCACCACUGGAGCUCAGGACGACCUCCGAAAGGUCACCCAGAGCGCCUACGCACAGAUUGUUCAGUUCGGGAUGAACGAGAAGGUCGGUCAGGUUUCCUUCGACCUCCCGCGUCAGGGCGAGAUGGUUCUGGAGAAACCGUACAGCGAAGCGACGGCUCGUCUCAUUGACACCGAGGUUCGAACCCUCAUCAGCGAGGCGUACCAGAGAACCCAGCAGCUGCUGAACGUUAAGAAGGCUGAGGUGGAGAAGGUGGCGCUGCGGCUUCUUGAUAAGGAGGUUCUGGAUAAAAGCGACAUGGUGGAGCUGCUGGGUAAACGUCCAUUUGCAGAGAAGUCGACUUACGAAGAGUUUGUGGAGGGAACCGGAGGUGAAGACGAGGACACGACUCUGCCGGAUGGUCUUAAAGACUGGAACCAGGAGAGGACAGAGAAGGAGGAGAGUCAGGACGAACAGGUGGCCCGUCAGAUCUCUGGAGGAAUGCCCUUCUAGAACCGUCUCAUGGAUGUCUGUGUUCCACCACAAACACAGAUCUAACAUUCUCGUGUAUGAAAAUCAUCUGGAAUAUUUCUGAGGUUUAGACCCCUCUCACAUACACAUCAAGAAUGCUUGUUUUCUGUGGAGUUCUGUACCAAACACAAAACUGUCACCCUGUGAAGUUCCUCAGUGUUCUCUUGAAUAUCUGGGUUCUACCCACCUUGUUUCCAUCUUUUUUUCUUUCUGCACCAAAGAUCAAACCGUCACCAGAUGAAAUCAACACAUUGUUCUGUUGAACGUUUGGGUUCUACCACCAACAGAAACUGUGACUCAUUCUCCAGUCACUUCAUCAAUCUGGUGUAGAACCCACUCACUCAAUUCAAUAAUUCUUGUCCCAACACAUCUGGAACCACAGAGUUUACACACAGUAAACGUUUUAUUAUUUUCUACGUUGACCCCAAGAGCAGAACAUUCAGAUUCAUACGUUAUUGUCUUUGAGAACUGAUAUAUUAUACCUAACAAUGGUUCUCUAUAUUGAGGUCAUGUUCCAACACCAAAUUUGAUAUCACACAAAUGUUCCUAAGCAGGGUUCUACAAGGUUGUAAUUUACAAUUUCACCAAUUAUGUCACUACACUUGACACACUGAACCUCUAGAACCUCUGUUAUUAAGUUCUAAAACACAGUGUCGUUCUCGUGAGAAUUGCUCUUUGCAUAAAAGCCUCAAACGCUCUGUGAACGCUUGUUCCAUGUCACAGGUUCUAGCAUCAUCAGAACCACUCUUUCCCCUGACAUUACAACGUUUGCUCCAACGUGUGGUUCUAGAUAAGUCACAGAAUAUUCAUACAUUGAGAUAAUGUUCUUGAGUCUUUUAGAGCCCUCUCAUGCAAAAUGUACAUGGUCCUAAUGUUCUACCGGAUGAAACGCAUCUUGCAAAUCAGAACCAACACAAGAAACUUUUUCAAACUAACUGAUGACGACAAGCAGGGUCGUCCACCAUUCACAUCCUGCACAAACGUCUAGGAUGUCAAGUACAACGUGAAAAUGUUUCCAUACAAAGAACUGUUCUACAUCAAAAUACUGGAGAACUCUGUUCAGAACCAGAGGUAGAACAGUCGCAGGUUCUCGACCAGGAUUUUACAACAGCUGGUUCCUUUUCUUUGGUCUACGCGGGUUGCCAAACCGUUCUUCGUUGCGCUCUAAAGAGGGAACACUGCUCUUGACUCUGGAGACAUGAACUAAUUUAAACUUGUGAAAGAAUAUAAAUGACUUUUAUCACUUACAUAUCAAUGAUUAUUGAUCCUGGUAAUCAGAGCUAAGGGUUUGAAGGUUCAGGAAGACGUGGACAACAUCUGUCUUCAUCUUCAUGACACUGAUCCUGCAGAGCUGAUGGCAUAAUCAUUAGUUGAUCAGUUAUUGCUUUACACUGUGUGCAGCUGAGUGUAAUAUGAUGUGAAAUAAUCAUAAAUAAUG
Molecule: messenger RNA, 3594 nt
Organism: Paralichthys olivaceus (Japanese flounder)
Lineage: Eukaryota; Metazoa; Chordata; Actinopteri; Pleuronectiformes; Paralichthyidae
Source: RefSeq, a predicted model, not a curated record